AUCGCUUGGCAGCCACAAUUCUCGACGUGCGCAAUUAAAGACGUGAUUCUACGCGAGAUAGCCGUUCAUGUAAUUCGUUCGAUUACGCGGUGUGUGGGCAUGAAACAGGCAAAUAGUAUUAUGUGCAUAAUUAUCGGAGGCAUUGUUUUCAUAGUGAUGCAACUCUAUAUCUAAUUCCUAUAUCGAGAUACGGAUAUUUAAAGUUAAAGCAGCAGAGAAAAUUCGAAGGUGACAUCGCGACUAAGGAAUGGUCAAUGGAAUGUUAAGAAAUAUAACAAUGCCAAUACGUAUAUUCUUAAAUUGCAAAAAUGGCAAAUGGACUGGCAUUCUACUUGCACAUUCAGGAGAUGCGCGCGAAGAGAUCAACAGCAGCCAAGCUUGUACAUGAAUUUUCUACUGCCAUACUUUGUCCAUUCCAUUGCUGUCUGUCUGAGGAAUUCAUUGAUGAUCACCAAUCUUAUACUCGACGGUAUUCCUUUGGCGCCCAAGUGUCUAAAGAUUCUCAGUGAUGGCUUGAUAAGCAAUCGAAAUUUACGAAGCUUGUCGUUAGCCAGAUGUCGAAUAAGUGAUGCAGGAUGCGAUAUAUUGUUAGAAAAUUUGCAGUAUAAUUCAAGCCUUCAUAUUCUAAAUCUGUCGGCAUGUUGUCUUACUAAUAGAAGUGCCGCAUAUCUAUCACUAUUCUUCAAAAAGAGGAAAGCGGAUUUGCUGCAACAUGUUUGGAAAGAAUCAACAUUAUCUCGAGAAAAUAUUAGCACAACAACGGAGGGAGGUCUGCAAGUAUUAAUACUGGAUAGAAAUGAUAAAUUUGGUGAUGUCGGCUUACGACAAUUGAUGCGUACAUUGAAAAAUGAUUUUUGGUUGAAGAAAUUGCAUCUGCGAUGUUGUGGGAUCACGCAGCACGGAGCAGAGAUUGUGCUGGAGUUUUUGCAAACAAAUAGCGUGCUUGCACAGAUUGAUCUUAGGGAUAAUGAGCUGCCGGUCGACAUGUUGCGAACUAUUUGUAACAUUCUGAAGAGAAAAAAAAGCAAAAGGAAAAUAAUACUAACGAAGAAAAGAUUGUUAAGCCAUAAAUAUGCUUUUAUGCAAGAUAUGAUUACUAAGAAUUCUUCUCUUCAACGUACAUCAAAGGAGAACAUAUCUUCAAACAAUCAAACUUAUUUUCAAUCGAAAACGCAACACGAUUAUUCUUCACAAAUACAUCAACCUAUGCAUAUGAAGAAAACGAAAGAAAAAAGUAAUGGAAACUGCCAAUCACAUAUAAUAAAAAAGAAUUACAUUAAAUGGACAAAUGCGGACGAAUUGAAGAAAUGCUUGUCAUUUAUGAUAGAACAUAAUCAGGAAUUAAUAACAGAAUUGGAAAACACCACUGAUUUUCUGACAAGAGAAAAAAAUUGCCGCUUGCAUGCUGAAGAAGCAUACCAGAAAAUCCAACCUCAACUCGAAAAUCUUAGGAAUAAAAUUGCCGUGCAAAAUUCUAUUCAUUCAAAUAUGUGUUGCAAAAACCAAGUUUAUAUAAACCUACAAAAUGUAUUUAAAAAGUUUAAAAUAUUUACGAAUGAAAAAAUGAUGGAAGAAAGAAGUCUUAAAAAAAAAGUUAACAGAAACAGAAUCAAUUCCAUUGUUUAUUAAAAUACUAUAAUAAUCAAUCGUAUGAAGAUAAAGUCACCUAUCCUAUAUUUGUAUAAAAGACUGAAUUUUCUGAGAUAAGAAGACAUAGGUCUAAUAAUUCUAAAUUAUUAAUGUUUUUCUCGUGCAUUAUAAUUAAAUGUUAAUUUGUAUAAAUGU
Molecule: messenger RNA, 1785 nt
Organism: Linepithema humile (Argentine ant)
Lineage: Eukaryota; Metazoa; Arthropoda; Insecta; Hymenoptera; Formicidae
Product: protein Cep78 homolog
Cellular component (GO): centrosome
Molecular function (GO): protein binding
Source: RefSeq, a predicted model, not a curated record